CAUCAUGACGUUUCCUAAUAUCUCACUUAGUUUUGGCUUUUUGAAUUUUGGUCCCAUCGAGAUUUCUGGAGAUUUUAUUCUGUUUAAUAAUUUAUGUACCUCAGUUGUUGCACUUGCAGCUAAUGUCUAUCACAGAGAUCUGAAGCCAAAGAACAAACUGGCAAAUGAAAACUGUAAAAAUGUAGAUUUGUGAUUUUGGAUUAGGAAGGGGUUUCAUUUAGUGAUAGCCCCACAUCAAUCUUUUGAAGGGUAUGGUGCACAAGAUGUCUCUCUAAGAGUCUUUCUCUUCUCCUAAAGUCAGUUUGUAUAUUCUCAAACCUUAUUAUCUAUUAAAUUUACUGUAUGUUGCUAUAAGAUAGUAUACCGCUCCACUACUUUGUGGAUGUUUCCGUUCCAAGUUGCUUCUCUAUAUAAGCCUUUCUUUCAAUUUUUGUAUUACUGCCAGCUAAUUUUGGUGGAUUUGGAUUUUUAGUAUACACCCGCCAUUAAUAUAUGGAGUAUAUGCUGCAUCUUUUCCGGAGUAUUAGUGAGAAAUCCACUUUCCCUGGAAAGAAUGUGGUUCACCAGAUGGAUCUUAUGACUGAUCUGCUGGGGAAACCUUCCAUGGACACCAUCUCCUGGGAAUGAGAAGGCAAGGUGGUACUUAACAAGCACAGACAUCUCAAGCGCAGAGUAGACCUCUCAUGAAACAGAGUCUCUCAAAGGAAGGAAACAUGUGGAGAUCAAAUUAGGAGUAGACCUCUCUUCUUUCGUAGUGCAGGCAUAUCAAGCGCAGUUCUUCAUAGUUCAUACUGAAGACAAAAUAUUUACAUAUAAGGAUCAAGAGGUAUGGCGGAAAACGUCCGCUUUCUCUGGUUAAGAUUAAGACAACAUGGGAUAUACUUGGCGCGAAGCUUACAUGGAGAGAAUCAAAACGGCCGGUCUGUGAAAGCGGUGGGAAAAUGGGUUCGGUGGUUAAGGGCAAGAGAGUCUGUUUUGGUACUAUCUUCAGUUCGUUCCUCUGUUCGAGGUUUUCAUAGAUACAGCUUUUCUCAGAUGUCAAGGAAUGGCGCAAGCAGUGCUUAACUGCAGAACCACUCCCGGGAAGCUUUACGUCGGGGUAGGAGAUCCUAAUGCUGAUCAUAAAUGCUGGGAACGGCCUGAAGAUAUGGACACACCUCAUACAGUCUAUUCUGUAUCCCCUUCUAACCCCGGUUCUGACGUAGCAGCUGAAACUGCAGCAGCUCUGGCCGCAGCUUCUAUGGUUUUCAAGGAAGUUGAUUCUGCGUACUCGCUUUUGCUGCUGGCAACAGCUAAGAAUGUGAUGCAGUUUGCCAUUCAGUACAGAGGAAGUUAUAGUGAUUCCCUUUCUUCAUCUGUCUGUCCUUUCUACUGCUCCUACUCUGGUUACAAGGACGAGCUAAUGUGGGGUGCGGCCUGGCUGCUGAAAGCAACCGAUGACUCGAAUUACAAAAACUUCAUACAAUCUCUAGGAGGUGGAGAUCAUCCUGACAUCUUCAACUGGGACAACAAAUAUGCUGGCGCUUAUGUUCUUCUUUCACAGCAAGCAUUAGUUAACAAUGACAACACCUUUGAUCAAUACAAGCAAGAAGCUGAGAGCUUCAUAUGCAAGAUCCUCCCAAAUACUCCCUCUUCGUCUACCAGUUACACUCCAGGAGGCUUGAUGUACAACUACAACUUACCUCAGAGCAACCUUCAACACGUAAUGGCCAUAACAUUCUUGCUCACAACCUACGCCAAGUACAUGAAAGCCACACAACACACGUUCAACUGAAGAAACUCCGUUAACAUCCCCGACACCUUGAUAAGCUUAUCGAAGCAACAAGUGGAUUAUAUACUCGGCAAGAAUCCGGCCAAGAUGUCGUAUAUGGUUGAUAAGCUUAUCGAAGCAACAAGCAUAAUUUUGGAAUGUUAGGGUUUGUGAGAGUAAUGAAGGACCAUAAGAGGUUGCACUGCUGCUGCCAUGGCUGAUGGAGAAAGAGCUACUGUUUAUGAUUCAGUUGAGACCCUGGUUAGGCCAGUAACACUGGAGAGGAAGAAAUAGAUUAAUAGGAGAGGAGUUCUGCCAUGAAGACACGCAAAGACUACAGCAACUUCUCAGUGAAAACCAUGUUCUGGUUUUUAUAUUUUUAUGUGUAUUUCAAAUUUCAACUAUACUCUGCAUUCUCAAGUUAAAAUUUAUUUUCGUUU
This is a messenger RNA of Brassica napus (rape), 2190 nucleotides long. Its product is annotated as endoglucanase 9-like. The transcript is spliced from 7 exons. The coding region runs from base 1046 to 1774 and encodes 242 amino acids. Gene Ontology annotation, biological process: carbohydrate metabolic process. Lineage: Eukaryota; Viridiplantae; Streptophyta; Magnoliopsida; Brassicales; Brassicaceae. The record is from RefSeq and is a predicted model, not a curated record. Gene Ontology annotation, molecular function: hydrolase activity, hydrolyzing O-glycosyl compounds.